AUGCUGCAUACUCCAAUAAAUAUACUCGCAAAAUCAACUUUGGAUGCAUCUGCAGCUAUUACUCAACACACGUUGAAGAAGAUGAUCAAGAUGUUGUCUGACUCUAAUGUCAUUGCUUGUGAGGAAGAUCAUGACAUGUACAAAGAUUUUGCAGGCAUAUGCAAAUCAAAGCUACAACAGGAGAAAUUGAUGGUUAUGAAAGCCCAAGACAAUAUCAGCAAAGGACGCUAUUUUUUCAAAGAGCAAAACAAGACCAAGAAACUUGUAACUCAAAAAGAAAGAUUGAAUUUUAUGCUUGCCUUGGAUGAAAGCAGCUUUCUGGAAGAACUACAGAUUUCCAUUGUUCUUGACGAAUUAGAAUUAAAUGGUAAUUCUUUGUUAAGUGACCAUUUUGCAAGACGUUCUGAAAUAGGAAUGGGCUCUAUCAAGAAUAUAACAAUCAGGUUCUUCAAAGUAAUUCUCUCUUUGGAGCACAAGUUUGUUUAUUGGCCAACCAAAUCUGAGAAACUGGCAAAAGUAUCAUUGUGGAAGUCAGAGCAGUUUUUUGGUCGCAGAUCCACUUACUAUGUAAACAGUGUCGCAGUGUGUAAUCAUAGACGCAUAAUCCAAUACAUGUCAACUGGUUUCUUUGGAAGUUCGCAUGAUAUGUGUACUUUGUCUGAGUGUGAGCUUAGAAAAUUCCCAGAGCGAUUCUUUUCUGAUGAUGAGUAUGUGUUGGCAGAUGUGGGGUAUAAGGCUAUGAACAAUAUUGUUCCAAUCAAAAAGAAGCCAAGGAACAGUGAACUCUCAUUAGCAGAUCAAGAAAAGGAAGACAUUGUAAAGGUUAACGCAUGGAUUUGGGUUUGCGUAGCCUUGAACAAUUUCCUGAUGUGUCAAGAUGACAACAAAUGGUCUCAGGAAGCCAAGCAUCAAUGGGAAGAUAGAGAGAAAGCUGAAGUUGAAUGCCUGCAGAAGACAUGA
Molecule: messenger RNA, 960 nt
Organism: Phycomyces blakesleeanus NRRL 1555(-)
Lineage: Eukaryota; Fungi; Mucoromycota; Mucoromycetes; Mucorales; Phycomycetaceae
Exons: 5
Coding region: 1-960 (319 amino acids)
Source: RefSeq, a predicted model, not a curated record